Molecule: messenger RNA, 165 nt
Organism: Protopolystoma xenopodis
Lineage: Eukaryota; Metazoa; Platyhelminthes; Monogenea; Polystomatidea; Polystomatidae
Source: the annotation of a GenBank genome assembly
AUGGUUGUCAUCCAGUAUUCGGUUUCCGUCCCGAAUGGUCAGCAUUUGAAUAACCGAGUGCUCCGAAUUCGCCUGGCUGCCGAGGAUAAUCAAGCACCAUCAAUCGAGGAUUCCAUUGGAAUAAUGGGUUUCUCCGAAACCCGCCUAAAUAACCUUAUGGUUUGA